Danio aesculapii is the source of this 5823-nucleotide messenger RNA. RefSeq names its product chromosome 18 C19orf47 homolog (gene c18h19orf47). Gene Ontology annotation, cellular component: nucleus. The record is from RefSeq and is a predicted model, not a curated record. The coding region runs from base 20 to 1198 and encodes 392 amino acids. Lineage: Eukaryota; Metazoa; Chordata; Actinopteri; Cypriniformes; Danionidae. The transcript is spliced from 8 exons.
UCGGUUUUUCCCUGGGAAGAUGGCGACCGUCACAACAGCCACCUCAGAAUGGAUCCAGUUCUUUAAAGAUGCUGGGAUCCCUCCUGGACUGGCUGUCAACUAUGCCGUCUCAUUUGUUGAUAACAGGAUUCAGAAAAAUAUGCUUAUGGACCUCAGUAAAGAAAUAAUGAUGGACUUAGGAAUCACAGUCAUUGGAGACAUCAUAGCUAUUCUCAAACAUGCAAAGCAUGUGUAUAGACAGGAUCUGUGUAAAAUGACAACUGAGGCCAUUUCGUCUGGACAGACUAGUGUACAGGCUGAACUGAGGCGUGCUGCUAACACUCCUGCCACACGCAUGAUCGCCAAUGCUCUGAGCCGGGACUCUCCACCAAGCACGCCUGCUCGCCGGCCUGACAACCGAAUUUCUGUUACCGUCUCCAAUGCCAGUGCCAAAACCGCACCCAGCAAACCAGCUGAAGAAAAUGGAUUGCAAGUGAAGCGCAGACGAGUCACUAGAGAAAUGGAAGGGAAAUACAUCAUAAACAUGCCAAAAGGUACAACAGCUCGCACUCGACGCAUCCUGGCACAGCAGGAUAAGAAAGCCAAGGUUUUAAAGCGAACUUCAGUUUUUGACAGACUUGGGGCAGAGUCUAAAGCAGACACUAUCUCCAACACUAAGCAGCCAACAGGUGUGUUUAGCCGACUGGGUGAAACUGAGGAUGAUGAAGAGAGCGGAGAAAAGACAGAUGGCGUUACCGACACCUUUGAGGACAAUGACAGUGACGGCGAGGGCUCAGUGCUGCAGUACGCCGGCGUCCUCAAAAGACCCCCUCCAUCCUCUAAAAAAGACACUGUGACCACCAAAUCUAAACCGCUCACUUUGCGGCGACUAGGCGCUAAAUAUAAACUCCCCCCAUCUGAAACCUCAGCACCCAUCUCCUCCUCUACCUCCUCCUCUAACCAGCAGGGGACACCCAAACUUGGCAUCCUGCAGAGACUGGGCAAGGCGCCGUCAGUCAAGCCUACCUCCUCCACCUCUCCAGUCAGUCAGUCCACGGACACCCAGGACAGUCGAGUCACGAGUAGCAGAUGCAAAAGCCAGGGCAGCUUUGCUCUGGCCAGCCCGAAGGUCAGUAGUAGCACAGGCGACACUCAUGGGGCUCAGAUGGACGCUGGGGCAGUCAGUGUGUUCAAAAGACUGGGUGCCCGGAAAAACUGAAAAUGGUUCUUUUUUUUUAUCCAGUUUGCCCCUUUUAUAACCUAAAACUCACCUGAAUUUUUAUUUGAACGAAAAAAAAACGACCUGGAUGAAUGGGUUGUUGAUAUGCUGUACCUCAUGGAGUGUUUUGAUUUUGAAAGUAGGGGACAAACAAAAAAAAGAAGUGCUGCAAUAUCUGUUAACAGUCAGCGUUGACAUACCUGUUGCACUUCUGUUUGGUUAUAGGAAACAUGUUUCAUCCCGGUCUCCUACUUUUAUAGUAACUCUCCUGCGCCCCAGUAAGUGAAAAGUUUUUCCAUAUUAAAGUGGGGUUUGUAGUUAUAUUUUUGAAGCAUGGCGCCCCGCAUCAAAUGCUAUAAAUGCCCCUUUUUUUCUCCCUACUACAUUAGCCAAGAGACGUACGUGAAAGCAUGUGCUACGUUUACCACAAACACCUCGGCUUACAGAAAGUAAGCUUAUGUUUAACCAUCCUCUUACCUCAAUGUUUUGAAAGUGAUAGUUCAACCAUUGAUGUGAUUUCCUCACCCAAUAUGUCAUUCCAAAACACUGACAUACUUUCUUUAGUGGAAUAUAAAAUAGUGAGAUGUUGUUUUUGUUGAUCCAGUGGAAAUCAGUUGGGCACUGAAAUAUCAUAGAGUAUUGCUCAAAAGUUGAACUAAGAUAGACAGGAUAACAGAAAAGGAGCAGCUUGAUCUUUAAUAUGUGCAUACUGGCUUGGUCCAUUGCAAGCUUGCUGAUCCAGGAUGAGAAUAUGCCGCUGUGUCAAACCCAAUGUGGAUAGCUGGGAUAAGUGUACGCUAAUGGCAUCCUUAAACAGACCACAGGAUUCGUUACAGGAUCAAUGAUGCAAAUAUGGAUAAAUAAAAAACAAUAACUCUCAGGUUAAUAUAAAUCUUUAUAUUAAGGGUGCAGUAGGUGAUUCUUUAAAACAUUUUUGCUGUAGCAUCAUUAAUAUAUUCACAUCACAUUGGUUCAUUUUUGAGCAAUGACAACCUGUGACAUGCUCCCUAUAUUGUUUACCAUGUUACUCUAAAUAUUCGGUCUGAAACAGCAUGUAAGUAUGGCUUAGUAAUGAGUGUAAUUCCUGCACCCCGUCGUUAACCAAUAAGCAUACAGUAGUUGCUUUAGGACAGCGUGUGAGAGAGUCAGACCAGCGAUCCUUGCAUGCAUGAAAUAUUCCACAUUAUGACAAGUUUUCUCGCCACACAACUGAAAACGUGCUAGAUAUAAUAGUUUUUCAUUCAGAAUUGUAGUAUUAUAAAGUACUGUAAAGUUUUCUUACUGGCGAAUGACAUGAUCUAGUGGGUUGUCUACUGUCAUCUUUAAGGUGCUCGUUCGUGAUUCAGGAGGCGUGACUUUGGACGGCUGGCUUGGGAGGGACUGUGUUUCAAAGAAAUUAUGCUAACAGAUAGCAUUUUGGCAGAUCACCUGCUGCACCUUUAAAGAAAAACAAAUACUGCCACCAGCACACCCUCCUUUGGCAAUGAAACCACAACAACAAAAAUGACCAAAUUUAUAGUCAGUUUAUUGAAAUGUGCUCUGUUAUUUAAAACCCAAAAAAAGCUUUCCUUGCACCUGUGUUAUUAGUAGAUCACCCAUGGUUGUCAUUAUGGAAAUGAGCUGGUGCAUUUACAUUUUUGAAUUUGUACACCGGCUGUAGAUCUUCUGCAGAACCUUCCAGUCCCAUAUGCGCUUUUAGCGGAUUGUGUUCUCAUGCUCAUGUGCUCUGUUUAGUAAAUCAGGCCCUUAAUGGCUUGAAAUUGCUCUGAUAUGGAUUUCAAUCAAUCCGUGAGCUGCGGUCACACUACAAAACAUACGUUUUGCAUUGAUAAUGUAAUAAAUAUGUGCUUUCUAUGAUCCUUUUGUUCAACACCGCAAAGUCUGUGGUAUUUAUAUAGGAGAUCAACAUAUCCUUAAUGUUUCACAAAUAUGAAUUUACAUGUCAGAGUUGACUAAAACUGCACAUCGGAAAACAGCAAAAUGUGAAAAAUAUUUCUGCUCUCCUGCAUUCGCAUGCUUAUGAGUGGAAUUGAUAAGUGUUGUGUGACCGCUUUUUAUGACCAUAACUGUUACUUAAAAACACAAUCAGCGUGUUAAGGGACACUUGAAAUGCUAUCCAAUAAAAAUGUGUGUAAAAGUACAACCCUUGGCAGGAAGUGUGGAAUCACCACUCUUAGAAGAUGUUCAUUCAAAUUUUUAUUUGUAUAGAAAAAAAACAAGCACAUACAUGCCACAAAACUAUUUUCAGUCAACAAUCCAACCUUCUGGCUGUAUCAAACACUUAAAAAAUAAAAAAAGAAGAACACUAGUCAGUUACAACUGUUUUUACAGAUCAAACAGUGUGGGAACUUGGAAUCACACAAAUCUGAGGAAAAUUAUAUGGAAUCACCACGUACUUUGCAGUUUUAAAACAAACUGUAUGUAAUUUACAACUGCUAAUUAGUCUGCAGUUAAAAAAGAGUGUUUGCACUUGUUAGUGAGGUGUUGAACUAAGCUGAUUGACAUAACUCAUGGCUCCAACACAAGAGAUGUCAGUUGAAACAAAGGAGAGCAUUAUCAAACUUCUCAAAUAAGGUAAAUCUUCACGAAAUGUUGCAAAAGAUGUUGAUCGUUGUCAGUCAGCUGUGUCUAAAAACUGGACCAAGAACAAAUUAAACGGGAAGAUUGUACAAGUGAAGCAUACUGCUAGACCAAUGAAGAUGUCAGAAAACAUAAAGCAGUAUGCCUUCAAAACAAAAAUUGCACAACCAAGCGAAUGAGGAACAAAUAGGCAGAAAGUGGAGUCAAUGUUUUUCACCGGACUGUAAGAAAUCGCUUAAAAGUAAUGGAAUUUACAUACAGAAAAGCCAAUCAAAAACCAUCAUUACCAUGUAAACAGAAAAGAACAAGGUUUCAGUAUGAUAAAGGAAGACAGUCUUGGACUGUGGAUGACUAGAUAUGAGUGAUAUUCAGUGAUAAAUCACGAAACUGCAUUGGGCAGGCUGAUGAUGCUGGAACUUUUGUUUGGUGCCGUUCCAAUGAAAUUUAUAAAGACAACUGCCUGAAGAAAACAUGCAAAUUUCCCCAAUCAUUAAUGAUAUGGGGUUGUAUGCCAGGUAAAGGGAGAGAUGACAGUCAUUACAUCGUCUAUAAAUGAAAAAGUUUAUGUUGAGAUUUGACACUUUUCUUAUUCCAUCAUUUAAAAGGAUGUUUGGUGAUGAUGAGAAAUUUUUUCAGGAUGAUAAAGCAUUAUGCCAUAGGGCAAAAUCUGUAAAGACUUUCCUGCAGGAAAGACAUAUAAUGUUAAAUAUAACAUACUUUUAUAUAACAUAAUAAUGGCAUGGCCUGCAAAUAGUCCAGAUCUCAAUCCAAUUGAAUAUCUGUGGUGGAAAUUAAAGAAAGUGGUCUAUGACAAGGCAAACCUGCAAAGCUGAUCUGGCAUCUGCAAACAGACAAAGUUGGACAGAUUAAUGAAGAAUCCUAUUUGUCAACAGUUAAAUCCAUGUGUCAAAGAAUUCAAGCUCUUAUAAAAGCCAGAGGUGGUGCAACAAAGUACUAGUGGUGUUUUAUUUGGUGAUUUCCAUAUCAUUUUCCUCAAAUUUGUGUGAUUCCAUAUUUUUUCCUCUGUUGGAAAACAGUUGUAAUUGACUGCGGUGUUCUUUUUUGCCAAGUGUUUGAUACAGCCAGAAGGUUGGAUUGUUUAAUGAAAAUAGUUUUGUGGCAUGUACAGUUGAAGUCAGAAUUAUUAGCCCCCCUGUUUAUUUUUCCCCCAAUUUCUGUUUAAUAGAGAAGAUUUUUCAUCACAUUUCUAAACAUAAUAGUUUUAAUAACUCAUUUCUAAUAACUGAUUUAUUUUCUCUUUGCCAUGAUGACAGUAAAUAAUAUUUGACUAGAUAUUUUCAAGACACUUCUAUACAGCCUAAAGUGACAUUUAAAGGCUUAACUAGGUUAAUUAGGCAGGUUAGGGUAAUUAGGCAAGUUAUUGUAUGAUGAUGGUUUGUUCUGUAGACUUAUCGAAAAAAUAUAUAGCUUAAAAGGCUUAAUAAUUUUGACCUUAAAAUGGUUUAUAAAACUGCUUUUAUUCUAGCCGAAAUAAAAAAUAAGACUUUUCUCCAGAAGAAAAAAUAUUGUCAAACAUACCGUGAACAUUUCCUUGCUUUGUUAAACCUCAUUUGGGAUUGAAAAAUUGAAAGGGGGGCUAAUAAUUCUCUUGUCAAUUGUAUGUGCUUGAGGUUUUUUUCCCCCCCUAUACAAUAAACAUUUGAAUGUUCCAAUCUUCCAAGAGCAGUGAUUCCAUACUUUUUGCCAGGGGUUGUAUUACAUGGCCAAGCAGAGCGAAUAUGAUGUUGGUAUUGACAUGCUGUUGCCAAGCAACUCACCUGGAGGUGGACCCCUGUGUAUUGUGUAAGUUUUCACCCCUUUAUACUGUUUACUACAGUAACCAACAGUCAACCUUUUGUAACAGGAAUUUACCUUCACAAUCUGUGUUUUGUCAUGUUUUCUUUUGUUUUUUUAUAAAUAUUUUCAUUUGAAGCAUCUCAGAUGUUGAAUUUUGUUACGUUAUGUUUGAAGAAUAAUAUGAGAGAGAGAGAAAAAAAAACAUUUUAACUGGGUAAGUUUAUAAUAUUGACGAUUAUUUGUCUUUG